Molecule: messenger RNA, 3909 nt
Organism: Tuber aestivum (summer truffle)
Lineage: Eukaryota; Fungi; Ascomycota; Pezizomycetes; Pezizales; Tuberaceae
Source: the annotation of a GenBank genome assembly
ACCCUUUCUGCUCUUGAUCAUCCCCCUCCUCUUCUCUCAUCCUCCCCGUGACCCCAUUUCCUUGGUUACACUAUCCCACCCCACAGGUGCUCUUGCUUCGUCCCAUUCCCGAAUGGAAUCCUGUCCCUAUCCAUCUUCCUUGGAGGAGGUGGUCACCGUAAGAACUUCUACCCCUCAACAUUCCUCCGCAAUGUUCGUACGACUACUGAUAGGCCGCAAUAGCUCGUUAAACGCCUUUACCAACCGGGAUCCCCUCAAGUCCUCUCACAAAUCCAGGAGACUCUUCAAGCUGUCCAGCGUUCUCAGGAUGGGUGGAAGUUGGCAGAUUCGUUGCUCGCCGUAGACGACCAAUACGUGCAAUUCUUUGGCGCCCUCACCUUUACCGUCAAACUCAAUUCUGACAGGUACAUACUGUAACCCCGCUCAGCAGUAUCCUUUAAAGCCUGGAAACUGAUGUGGCCGGGUGUAGCGGAUCCCUGUCCCCAAAAGACAUCCCAAUUCUAAGAGACCGGCUCAUCGACUGGCUAGUUCGUUUUGAUUCCCUCGGAUCGGCCCAAUUAGUUGUCAGGAAGCUGUGCUCAACAUUGGUUGUUUUCUUUAUACGGUUUCCGGAUUAUUGGGAUGACUGCAUCCGCCAUAUUAUUUGUUCUCUAUGCUUUGGCCGUUUCGUUUCUGCUGCCGAGCUUCCACAACUUCCUCCCUCAGAGAAAAUCUUGAGGGUGGCAGAACCUAGAAUGAAAAUCACAGCACUAUGGUUCUCGGCUGUUCUGGUAGAAGAAGUAGGCAAAGUUGACUCCAGAAACGUAAAAAAGUGAGCCAUUCCAGCAGUGAUAACGCUACAGGGCUAACAUCCACAUCCCACACAGUUACCAUUUCCACAACAGGAUACAGUCAAACAUUGAGGAGGUUGUCUCCCUAAUAGGUGAUGCAAUCGAAAUGCAAAAUCCCAAUGAUGGUAAGAUGGUAUACUUCCCAUAUCUAACCAAGUAUGCUAAUGAACGCAGCUUCUGGCGUUACAUCAAGCGCAUUCGAUCCACGUCUUGUCAACGAAGGAAUGAAAACCUUUCAGGUGCGUCACCUCUUCUCUACCCCUGUUAUUGGUCUGCACGGGAAACUGAAUGUCCGCAAAGUCAUGGGUUUUUCACUCUCUACGUUCCCUAUCCGAUUCGCCCUACACGUUCUCGGAGUUAAAGCGUCUGACAACCCGCGUUGUCAAUUGGCUAGCCUGUUCAGAUACGUUCGAGAGCACAUGCGAGGUAACAACAGAUAUCCUCACCAAUUAUUUCGCAUUCUUCACGCCUGCGGACGAGGCCUGCCUGGCAGCCAUAAUUACCUCGCCUUGGGCCUUGAGUCGGUACGAAGAGCUCACCUCAGGUGACGGGGACUGGGGGGGGCUUCAGUUUGGCCGACUUUUAGUAGCCUUCGCAGAAGCCACUGUCCAAAAGCUCAUACGUGACGCGAAUAGCCCACACACCGGGGCUCUACUCCAAAUGUUGCAUGGAAUGGUUAAAGUCCCUGGCUAUCCUGCGGCCGAGGAAGAGAUUUCGGGCACUACCUUUGAGUUUUGGAGCAGCCUGGCCGAGUUCUUGCUGGACCCGGAAAAUGUAGCAGAGUCAGAUGUCCCGUCACUGAUGGCAGCUGGAAAAAAGGAGAUUAUGCAAGCAAUUGAGGAAUUCUGGGCGAAAAUACAAAUACCCCCACAUACCGAAUCCCUAAAAUGGACCAAGGAUCUCAGGGACGGAUUUACGAGUUUCCGGAAGGACGUUGCUGAUCUGGUUGAGGUGGCAUACGGAAUCCUGGGCCUUGAGUUGUUUGACCGCUUGAUUAGCCAGGUUAUCAGUGCCCUGGCAAAUAGCCAGACCGGGGGGGGCGUCGCCUGGGAGCAGAUAGAAGCAAGUCUAUUUUGUCUCAAUUCUUUGAGCGAUUGUUUGGGCGAUGAGCCAGAGGAAGACGAGUCACUAAAAGUGCUCUUCCGGAGUAGGCUGUUUAACAUCUUGGCAGACUUCGGAAACCAAAUUCCUUUAAAAGCCAGACAAACAGCUGUCCAUAUGAUCGGUUCGUUAUCCCAGCAAGCGUUUUUGUACUGGGAGGCUAACCGCUUUAAAAGGAUCAUACGCCGUAUUUUUCGAGAGGUGGGCCAAUUUCUUACCAACCGUAUUAAACUUUCUAUUUGUGGCAAUAUCUACCCCUGCCCUAGCCCGGAAUGCCUCGAAGUCGAUAAGUUCCCUAUGUUCAUCUUGCCGUAGCACACUCACAAGCGAGCUAUCCGUAUUCCUCUAUCAAUACGAGCUGUUUUCUGCCACACCCACAGCAGACGACAUUGCUAAGGAGCGUGUUCUGUGCGCAAUAUCCUAUGUUAUACAAGCCUUGCCCUCGGAAAGCCAAAAGCUAGACUCUCUUAGCAAGAUACUGGGAUAUGUGGACAAGGAUGCUCAGCAAUUUCUUACACUUCUCCCUCAACACCCAGAAACAGCUAAAGAGCUAGGAGUGUCAACGCUGCAGUGCUUAGUAGCAAUUGGCAAAGGGUUGCAGGCCCCGGACGAUAUUCCGGUCAUCCUUGCUGGCGAAGGUGGAGGACGAGGGCCACCUUCGUUCUGGGAGCAAGAGAGAGGGCUAGCGAUCCAGAGGCGAAUAUUACAUAUUAUCCAAACACUGGUCGGGAGUCUGGCUGAGGAUGGGGAGAUUGUUGACGCUGCCUGUGCUGUCUUCCGAACAGGUUUUGCAGAGACAGCUCCUGGCCCCUUUGUAUUCCCUCCACGAGUAGUCACUGAAUUUCUCCUGGAGAGGGCAAAUCGUGGUGUCCGGGUAGAAACCGUGCUGUCGACCGCCAGUACCAUGGUCAGCUCUCACUCGUUAGAUGGUAGCCCAGAUAUUUCCACUGAAGUUGGUUUUUUCCUAGAAUUAAUUUUGGGACUUGUUGAGCGACUCCAGAACCCUCAAGAGGACCCCGAGAUGUCGCAGGGUUUGGUUGAAUUCCUAAACAGGCUAUUCUCCAGGUAUAUUACCGUAAUCGUCCACUACCAGCCCAGGGAACGAAUUGAGAUGCUCCUCUGGUUCGUCAUGAAUGCAUUACAGGUCCGGGAAACCUUGGUUAAGAAGGCGGCAUGCACAUUCUGGGCAUCGCUUGUCUCUUUCGCUGUGGAUGACCGCCCAGAACUCCAGGCCAGUAUUAACGCAUUUGUCAAUAUGUGCGGACCCGCCCUAGCCGAGAAGCUCGUUUGGGUAAAAAAAUUCCAUUUCGCCCUAAUAGAGCCAACUAACAAGAAUACGAACAGGGCAUCGGAGGCGGAGCCUCGAGAAGCGAAGUCGAUAGCCUCACGGAGCCCCUCAAGAAAAUGAUAGCCCGCCAGGUCAAGGCUAAGACAUGGCUAUCGUCGUCCUUAUCACGGAAUGGCUUCCCAUCCCCGAACCUUUCAGAAAAGGACAAAACCGUUUUCCUGAAUAAAAUAAUAACGUGCGUCCCCUCCCCUCCUGCUCCUCCUCUAGAUCACAAAAGCUAAUUCCCCCACUAUCAGCCUGAGAGGAAAACGUGGCACAAACCAAAUUACUAAAGAAUUCUGGUUAAGCUCGAGGGGCAGUGACUUUGCCUGUUAGUACUGCUCCCCCUUUGGGUGCCGCGCACAGUAGCUAACACCAUAAAUCAACUAGAUACCUCAUAAACCCGUCCCACAUUUGCCCGUAGUAGCCAUAAUUACCUCUACCCAGCGGAAUUCCUAACCACGACAGCAUCUCCCGGAGUUUUUGCUUUCAUUUCCAAAAAAGAGGGUUCUCUAUAAUCAUAAACUAUUUUCUCCGAUCGGGUACGAUAUCAUAGGGUUGUUUGUAAUUUAAUCCUCGGGAAUUAUUUCAUUGCGGACGGUGUAACAUGGAGGGUUAAGUUAUGUUAGAAAAUUUGAUGUCUUGGAAGUG